AAUACAUUGAUCAUUUUAGUUUCUAUUAGAGUAAAGUGUAAUUCAGUGAUUCUGAUUCAAUUUAUAUUUGUAUUUUUAUGUUAAUCAUUUAAAUUCUUUCACAAUAUAAUGAAUAUGUCAUCGGGAACUUUUCAUUUAUCACCUUGUGCACCAAUUACAAAGUUUUUCAAAGAUAAAUCUGUUAAAGAGGUUCGUGAAAACACAUCACAUAUUAAUGCACAUUUGAUCAGUUUUAAAAGAUGGUUACGUUCAAUGCCACACCUUUCUUGUGCAGAUGAUGAUCGAAUAUUCUUGCCAUUUCUACGUCAAGCAAAAUAUAAUCAUUCAGAAGCUCAAAUGCGUUUAGAUAAUUUUAUUACAUUGCGUACAUCACCAGAAAGUCCUGUGGUUAAUUGGUAUGAUCGUUCAACCAUAACUAAUACAAUACUUGAUGAAUAUUUAAACAUGGGCUUUCAUUGUCCAAUUGGAUUCCUUCAUGAUGGGACAUUUUUAUUUCUGAUUCGAAUUGGUUGCUGGAACAAUAAUCGUGUAUCUACCGAGAGUGUACUCAAAUUACUCAUGAUUCAGUUAGAUCGUAUCUUGGAAGAUCCAAGAGUUCAAAUUUGUGGUCUGCGAGUAUUUAUUGAUUUCACCGGUGUCUCACCUUCUCUAUUGGAUACAAUUAAUCCGAAAAAGACCAUUAAAGAUUUAAGUAAAGUAUUACAGGAAGCUUAUCCAUUUCGUAUGAAAGGAAUAAUCUAUUAUAAUGAACCGCCAAUUAUGGAAGUUUUGUUUAAAUUACUAGCACUGUGGUUGAGACCAAAAGUUAGAGAACGGGUAGGUUUUUUAAAAUAUUUUUGGUAUUCAUAUAAAAUGAACAGAGAAGGUGGAAUGUAGCUGGCAGUUGAAUCGAGGACUCGCUUUUCAUUUCAUUUAGGACUCCUUAGUAGGAUGUAUCGCUUCACUUCUGAGUUGAUUUUCACUCCGGGAUUAGAACAUAGUAACGCUAGCUUGAAACUUCAACGCGUUUUCCAUUUAGCUACUCACUUGUGCACCUAGUAUGAAUUUCAAUUUAAUUCGUGAUGUUCUGGAUUAUAUAGAGUGUGUUUGUAGCAUUAAUUUAGAUGGGAGUGUGUUGAUGUGCAUUAGUACUGUUAGGUUACAGUCAAAUUAAACUUUACAUAUCAGAUUUCAUUUUCCGAAAUUUACAGCCACUUUUUAUCCUGACUUGACGUUUACUAACUUUUUUAUAUGAACAGAUAAGAAAUCGUUUAUGUCGAAGGCCACAAAUCAAGGAAUAUAAUGUUAACUCGUAAACAGAUUUACUUAACAAAAAUAUUUUUUAACAGUUAGUAACAAUUACUGUGAAUAAAUGUAGUUGAGUUUCAAGCCUGUAUUAUGGUAUGCCGAAUCGUUUUAGUCCUUAUCACAAGUAUCUUAACUGCUAUUCCUAUUAACCAUGAGAGAUUACAAGACUAAGAAAGGGUAGAGAGGUUUAAUGACAAAACCAAAUAAAAGUAUGUGCGACUUUUAGGAAUUUCCAUCACAUACACACACUCUCUCUCACUAAUACAAAUAAGGCUAUGUAGGUUGUGACCUUGGUAAGAUGAAUAACUUAUUUACUUAUAAUAGUCCGUCCCUUUCUACAUUUUUUCAUUUAGACUCUACCAUGCUAGACAAAUCAAUUGGAAGACGAUAAGUUUAGAAGCAUAAAACUCAUAGUCCAAAGAUAAAGCCGUAUUAUCGUCAGGACAAUAAGAUUAUUUUUUUUAGACAAUCGGCAUCUGGGGUGAUGCUGCCUUUCUAUAACGGAGGGAUUUAUAAAUGACUAGGCCUAAAAGUAACACACCUUAAUCUACCCUACAGAUUUCCGCCUCAUAUAAUAAAGUCUAUAAGAUAUAUAACUAAUUCAUAACGACUACUAGCAAAAAUGUCAUUUAUGACCAGUCCUUGAGUUUUAUGAUCACGCUAUCAAAAUCAAUUGUAACUCAGUUUCAUUUACAAGUAUCACAAAAAGAAAUAUUCUUUGAUAGUUUGGUCAACCCGAAAACAACCUAUACAUUUAUGAUAGUAUUUGAGAACAUUUUGUUCAUUUAGUUUCAUUUCACAGAUGAUAAUGAAAACUAAAUCCAAAUGAACUAACUUUCAUAAUUAAUUAUGUAUUCUGUAAACUAGAUCGUUUAAUUAUAAAGUUUACAUUAUCAUUCAAAAAGGCAUUCACAUUUAUGACACUGAAAGCUUCACAAUGAAACCAUGUACAGUAAACAAUGAGUUUACUUUUAAAAUGUCAACAAAUAGAAAAUAAGAAAUACAGGAUUGAUUAUUAAUUGAAAGUCAAUUCUUGUUGCUACAUUAAAAAUAAGACAUUUUCUGUUUGUUUUACUUUGAAAAUUAUAAUAAUGUCAGUGUGACUUUCUGUAUGUUUAAAAGAAAACACUGACACCUUUUAAUUAAACAAUAAUGAAACAAUUGAAGUUUAUAAUGUUGGUACUGGAUUAUAAAAAGAAAAAAGAAAAGGCUUUUUCUUGUGAGAUGAAUAAAUUAUACAACUUUCAUGUUACCUAUAAAUACAAGAGUAGUAUUUAUUUGAUUAUUUACUAAAACAUUAUUGGUCACUUUAACUUAGUUCAAUGAUUUCUAAUCUAGUUGCUAAUAAACCAUUUCGAAAGAGAAUAAGUCAGCUUUUACUUACUUUACUUACGCCUGUUACUCCUAAUGGAACAUAGGCCGCCGACCAGCAUUCGCCAACCCACUCUGUCCUGGGCCUUCUUUUCUAAUUCCACCCAAUUCUUGUUCAUUUUUCUCAUGUCUAUCUCCAUUUCCCGACGUAAUGUGUUCUUUGGUCUUCCUCUUUUCCUUUGACAUUGAGGAUUCCAAGUGAGGGCUUGCCUUGUGACGCAGUUGUGUUCUUUCCUUAAUGUGUGUCCUAUCCACUUCCAGCGCUUCUUCCUGAUUUCUUCCUCCACUGGGAUCUAAUUUUUUCUCUCCCACAGUACGCUGUUGCUAAUAGUGUCUGGCCAACGGAUCCAAAGUAUUUUGCGUAGACAACUGUUAAUAAACACUUGUAUUUUCUGGAUGAUGGCUUUCGUAGUUCUCCAGGUUUCCGCCCCAUACAGUAGAACUGUCUUGACAUUUGUAUUGAAAAUCCUGCCCUUGGUGUUGGUUGACAGUUGCUUCGAGUUCCAAAUGUUCUUCAAUUGUAAAUACGUUGCUCUUGCUUUACCGAUCCGCGCUUUCACAUCCGCAUCAGUUCCACCAUGUUCAUCAAUGAUGCUGCCCAAAUAUGUGAAGGUUUUUACAUCUUCCAAAUCUUCUCCGUCAAUUGUGAUUGGAUUGGUGCAUGCUGUGUUGUAUCGGAGAAUCUUGCUUUUCCCAGGCGGAGUCGAAUAAGUCAGCUACGUAUAUUUAUUCAAUAAUUUCCAAAGUAUCUUAUUAAUAGUGAUAAUUAUUUUGAAUUUCAUGAACUCGACAGAGUAGUCCAGUCCAGGCUAUUGUUGGAAGUGAGUUGGUAAGAGAGAGAAAGAGAGAGAGAGCGGUGAUCGUUGAUAAUCACUACAAAUUCGAUUUGAUGGUUGUGGUACAAUAUAUAUUGAUACUCAUGUUAAUUACUUAUUCAUAAUCGUCAUCACAUGACUAUGUAUCGACUAUUUUAUUGACUAACUAGCUGGAUCUAUAAUGACGUAUCUUCUCAAAUGUUCUACUUUCAAGUAUCAAAUUUCAUAUGAUUCAGAGACAUUUCUACAUUGUUUUUAAUCAAACCUUAAAUUUAAAACUUAUAGUUAUUCAAUAUGUUGUUGAAUUACUUAUGCAUGACCAUGAAUGAGAAAGUAUCGAGUGUGUGCAUUUAUUUGCAUCAACUUUAUCCAAUAUGACUUAUUAUUAUUAUUGUUGAAACCAUCCGCUCUUGUAGAUGACAUCGAUGCUAUUGUUUUGUUCAUCACUAUCGCAUAUUAUAAUUGAUGUGAUACAAUUGUAUGACAUUGUUUGUUAAUACCAGAAGUUUAUUGAAAUCUUGGAAAUGAUCACUAUUUCAAAAUAGUUUUAGUUUAUUUGAGAAUAGUUUCAUGAUUAUAGAAUGAGGUAAUCAAUAAAUUUGUCAGUGUUAUGAUUCUGAUAAACGGUUAUGAUUGCGUGAAAAAUAACAAAUUACUGUCAUUAGUUGAUUUUGUCACUUAAAUAUCACUGCAUAUGUCACUAAAUGUAUGUUGUUUACUUGAUGUAGUACAGUUUUUCUAUCCCAAUGUAGUGGACGCUAUUCACAAGAUCUCUUGUAAAUAGUAUAUAGCGGAACGUGGCUUCGAAGUUGUCACAGUCGUCAGGUGGAAUGGAGAGUUUCAGUACAUCGAAAGCAUGGCGUAGGGAAAACACUUGAUGGUCAGACAAGACAGUUUAGUUUUCAGAACACAUAGCGAGAUGUAAAUGGAUGAUCGAAGGUUAUAUAUACGUAUUAUCUAAAUACUACUGUAAUUUCUCCUAACCGUUGGUCAUUGUCCUAUUAUAUACCGGCCGAAAAAUGUUUACGGAUAUGAAGGAAUAAAUUAGUUGUGAAAUGAGGAAUUAUUUCAACGCGAAAAAUAGAUUCAAUUACUCUGAUAUUCAUGGAUCAUAUUCGUACUGAUCAGUAUUAAGAUACUUGACUUGACAUCACUCGUUACUAAAUAAUCAACAGCUAAUUAUAUAAACACAAUUUGUAGAUAUUUUAAGAUUAAAACGUUACAAUCCAAAAGUGUAGCUGAAUUAUAUACUUGCUCCUUCUUGAGAACCACCCAUUUUCUGGUAUUCCGUUGGAGAUCAACUUUAAAAGCCGUUGCCCUCCUUCAUACUCGUCAAGAUAUUUUCUUCUUUAAAACUUGGAAAUUAAUCUGGUUUCAGUUUUUUUGUUUAUUAGGAGUUCUAUCACAUGUACAGUGAACUAUUUUGUUUUAAAAUCACACAGAUAUUACUUAUAAUACUUCUUUUCGUAAGUUGAGCACAUGAUCGGAACAUACGUGUUUAUUCAGUUUCAUUAAUCCUUGAUUUGAUGAUCAAGACAUGAAAAAAAGUCUUGUUAUUCUACUUCUUUCGUCUUGUUAAUCAAACAUAAUUUAAAAUGGUAUUGACACAUUUCCAAGUGUUAUUUCUAAUGUUAUUCUUUUUGAAAGAUGAUGAAUGCUUAAAUCAUAGCGUUAUAAUUAGUUAAAUUGUAGGUAAUAAAUAACGGGCAAAGAGGAACAGACCAAUGGUUGUAUUCAGGCUGCAUGACAAGAGGUAAUGAGUUAUUCAUUUGAGAAAGGUCAGCGUUCAUAUGUUGCUAUCAUUAUUGUCACUUAUAGGUAUUCUUCAGCCGAGAAUAUUUUUGUUAGGCUUUUCGAAAUAACGCUUUCCAUGGAGGCUUAGUUUACUCAACGUAACUGGUUCGUAAAAGAUUAAGAAUUCGGAAGCGAUUGGAUCGGAUAGCAGAGCAUAACAAACUAUAAAUUAUUCUAUGGUAGAUUCUACUAUAAAUUUAGCUACUGACAUUGUGGUUGACAUAAAUGUUCGCUUGUAUGUACGUGUACAGAAGCUUUAAAAUAAAGAUAUAUUAUUAGGUUUAAACUCGAUCAACUCCCUGUGUGUUCCAAGUUUUUUGAUGAGAAAAAAGAAAUCUUAAAAAAUAAUCACAGAAAGUUAUGGAAGAUGGUCGCACACUACUGUGGACGAAUCAAAGUUAAAUCUGCGGGUCCUCGUUUCAAUCCUCGAUGGGGUCAAGGAGCACACAGAUUCAGUUUCGCACUAGCAUAAAGUAAUUGUUCAGUACGUCCUGGUUUCAAAUGGUUUACAUAAGGAAGACUAGAAAGGUAAGCUUAAUGGAAUUAAAUAACUUCGUAACAUGUGAUCCAGGCUAAUACUAAUAUUGCACACAGCAUUAACAUUUCCUGACUAGUACCAACGAUUCACGUGUUGAUAUUUAGUCAAUGUUUACUACAUUGGAAUCCUCAUUUAUUGACAUUGAUGAACAAUUAACUCACAACCGGAUAUGAUUUUCUCAUUUUUGUCACAUAAUUACUCACUUGUUGCAGAAAUCGACAGAAUCGCAUACAAAUGGUUAUCAGGCUCUUGACUUAAAACAAGUUUUUUUUUCUUUUCUUUCUUUUCCAACAGUUUAUAAGAGUAAAAGGUAAUAUAAAGAAAGCCUAUGAAAAAGUACCCGGUCUUGAAAGUGUACUGCCUAGAGAAUAUGGUGGUCAUAAUAGAAGUAUUAAAGACAUUUUAAAAGAACAAAACGCUGAUUUCAAAGAAUACUUUUUAAAAAAUGAAAUAUUAUGGAGAGGUAUGGCAGUCAAUGAAAGAAAACGACCAGAAUCAUCGAAACGAUUAAUAGGUGAAUAUAAAGAAGCUGAUGAUAGAUCAAUGGGUACAACUGGAACAUUUAUUCCAUUACCCGUGAAUGACUAAUUUCUGAAUUCAUGUCGGAUUACAUUUAGACGAUAUAUUUUUUCUUUAAUAUCGAAACCAACAACAGUCAAAAUAGAUGUAAAUUUGUACAAUUUAAUAAAAUGAAAGCAAUUAGUGAUUACUUAUUAUUAUUAUUAUUAUGGUGAAAUAGAAAGUACAAAAGUUU
This is a messenger RNA of Schistosoma haematobium, 6559 nucleotides long. RefSeq lists its product as uncharacterized. NCBI's taxonomy places the organism in Eukaryota, Metazoa, Platyhelminthes, Trematoda, Strigeidida, Schistosomatidae. The coding region runs from base 109 to 876 and encodes 255 amino acids. The record is from RefSeq and is a predicted model, not a curated record. Gene Ontology annotation, molecular function: phosphatidylinositol bisphosphate binding. The transcript has 6 exons. Gene Ontology annotation, cellular component: membrane.